Musca vetustissima is the source of this 1605-nucleotide messenger RNA. RefSeq names its product vacuolar fusion protein MON1 homolog A (gene Mon1). Gene Ontology annotation, biological process: endosome to lysosome transport via multivesicular body sorting pathway; protein targeting to vacuole. The record is from RefSeq and is a predicted model, not a curated record. The transcript has 3 exons. Lineage: Eukaryota; Metazoa; Arthropoda; Insecta; Diptera; Muscidae. Bases 1 to 1605 code for a protein of 534 amino acids.
AUGUCUGAAGUGAACAUAGAUCCGCCUACAGCUUCAUCUAAUUCCACCAAUUCGACUAUUUAUUUUGAUGCGGAAAAUGAUGAAAUAGAUUCAGAUCAAGGUGAGGUGGUCAGUUGCAGUGAUACAUUAGUCACAGAUAAUCUCAAUGGCCAUGACAAGACAUCAUUGACGGCAACUGGUGACAAUGGAGCAAUACACAAGUCUACGGCCAGUGUUUGCAGUACGACAACAGACGAGGAUUUGCAAAAUGAUGAGGCAUCGUCAACAUCCAGUAGACCCCUCGCAAAAGCCCUAGACUUGCAAGACACUGGGGACACAGAUGCGACGAAUAUUAUGUCGCACGAUCCCACAUGGAAAGGCCAAAAGAAGCAUAUUUUCAUAUUGAGUGAGGCUGGAAAACCCAUAUACUCAUUACAUGGCAACGAAGACAAGUUGGCCAUUUUAUUUGGUAUAAUUCAGGCAUUGGUUAGCUUUGUUGAGAAUAGCCAGGAUGAUAUAACGUCGAUUAAGGCUAAGGGUGUACAAUUUGUCUUUAUGGUCAAGAGCAAUUUGAUAUUUGUGGCUGCAUCAAGGACGCACUUGAGUGUUGCCCAGUUGCAGGUGCAGCUAAACGAUGCCCACAAUCAAAUAAUAUCCACUUUAACCUAUAGCCAAUUAACAAAGAUUUUCAAUCAACGCAAAAACUUCGAUUUGCGACGUCUGCUAGAGGGCAGCGAGCGAUUAAUCAACAAUUUACUGCUUAACGAUAGCAGUGGUAAAAAGAUUUCCAACAAUGUUUUCGCAUUUCUAACAAAUUCCAUUCGUAUUUUGCCGCUGCAGUCGUCGGUGCGGACAUCCAUAUCACAGGCUAUCAAAGAGAAUUGUUCAAAAAUUAAGAACUUAGUAUUUGCUAUACUCCUAGCUCAGAAUAGAUUAGUAUCAUUGGUUCAGAUGAAGAAAUAUUCAAUUCAUCCGGCAGAUUUAAGGUUAAUUGUAAACUUAAUUGAAUGCUCGGAAUCAUUUAAACCUUCGGAAAAUUGGACACCAAUAUGUCUGCCGAAAUUCGAUAUGAAUGGCUAUUUGCAUGCUCACGUCUCUUAUUUGGAGGAAAACUCACCAGCUUGCCUUCUUUUACUUUCCGUGGAUCGUGAUGCCUUCUUCACACUGUCCGAAGCCAAGCAGUCGAUAACGGAAAAAUUAAAACGUUCGCAAUGUAUCGAAGCAAUAAAUGAAGCUGUGCUACAAACCACCAGGGGAAAACAACAGUUGAACUCCAUUGGUAUUCCCGAAUUGAGACAUUUCCUGUAUAAACCAAAAUCUGCAGCCCAAAUACUUUGCUCAGAAAUUGUUGCUCCAUAUACGAAUCUAAGUGAUUUCGAGCGCCUCGAAUCCAUUUACUGUGAUCUUCUGGAACGUAUACGUAACAGUAAACGCCCCCUUAAACUUAUAUUGGAAACAAGAAGCAAUGAAGUCGCUUUGGCUUGGUCCACUGAAUUCUAUGAACUGUUUGUUGUCUUCGAUCCGUUGACACAGAAAAGUUCUGUCACCAAAGAUGUGGACAAGCUCAUAAAAUGGAUAGAGAAAGAAUAUGACACGUAUUUCAUACGAACACAUCCAACAUUUUGA